AAGAUUGUCUCUGAGAUAGUGAGAUGUGAAACAACAACAAAUCACUGAAGAAAAGGAGAAAGCUGAGAAGGGAGUGUGAGAAGACGCGAUUACGGCGAACAAGAUGUGUCUCCGUUACUCCCUCUUUUUGAUCCUCCUCUCUCUCAUUUCAUUCCAAGGUUUUGCUAAGAAGACGGCAGACGUGUCUGAAUUGCAGAUCGGGGUUAAGUUUAAGCCAAAAACGUGUGAAGUUCGGGCUCACAAAGGUGAUAAGAUCAAGGUGCAUUAUAGGGGAAAACUUACUGAUGGAACUGUAUUCGAUUCAAGUUUUGAAAGGGAUGAUCCGUUUGAGUUUCAACUAGGAAGUGGUCAGGUUAUUAAAGGUUGGGAUCAGGGUUUGCUAGGAGCGUGUGUAGGUGAGAAGCGGAAGUUAAAGAUACCCGCAAAACUUGGAUAUGGAGAACAUGGCUCUCCGCCUACUAUCCCCGGUGGUGCGACAUUGAUAUUUGACACGGAGCUUAUUGCGAUAAAUGAAAAACCAGCUGGCGGAGAAGAAAAUGGAGGAGAUGAAGACGGAGAGGGAUAUGGUGAUGACGAGCUAUGAUUUCGGUCUCCGUUCUCCAACGCUUUUGCUUCAGAGUUGUCACUUCUCUGGAUAAUACGGUGAAACGGUUUAUGAGCGUUUUUUUUUUUCUUCUUCUAGUGUUUCAGUACUUGAGUUUGGCUUUUAGGCGUAAAGACUGAGGAUGAUUGUUGUGGCGACUUUUAACUUUCUUUUUUCGAUUUUAUAAUUGACUCAUCCUUGGUUAAAUUAGCCAAAUCAAAUUA
Messenger RNA from Camelina sativa (false flax), 807 nucleotides. RefSeq names its product peptidyl-prolyl cis-trans isomerase FKBP15-2. NCBI's taxonomy places the organism in Eukaryota, Viridiplantae, Streptophyta, Magnoliopsida, Brassicales, Brassicaceae. The record is from RefSeq and is a predicted model, not a curated record. Gene Ontology annotation, molecular function: peptidyl-prolyl cis-trans isomerase activity. Gene Ontology annotation, biological process: protein peptidyl-prolyl isomerization. Gene Ontology annotation, cellular component: endoplasmic reticulum.